AUGCAACAAAAAAUCGUAAGACACCACCAUUUGGAAUGGCGAAAUUAUAACAAGACUGACGCAACCAAAGACGACACUGAAGCUGAUACCAAUAAUAUGUUCUGGAACUCCUUUGAUAUCAUGAUUAUCCAUAAGAUCCUACUUGCCUCAAUCUUUGUUUACUCAGUUGACUAUAGAGAAUCACAUAUAGUGGAUAUCAAAAAAAUCAUCAUAACUGGUAUUACUACUAAUACUGAGAAUACUACUGAGAGUGAGAAGACUAUUAAAAUUACGGCUGGUACGGUUAGUAUUUAUAUCGGUACUGUUGAUGAGGGUAACUGCUGUAGUUAUCCUAAUCCUAAGGAUGCUACUACUCAGAUUGGUACUGUUACUAAGGCCACUAUUACUCCUCAUAAGGAUGGUAAAGCUACUCUCAAAAUUGAUAUUAAAAUUACUCCUACUGCUGCUAAUAAUGAUGCUCUUAAUGCUCUUGCUCAUCUUGCUACUCCUACUAGUCCGUGUAAAGUUGAGGUGAAUACUAGUAAGAAUCAACUUACUAUCACUAUUAAAUAUAAUAAGAAUGGUAAGUGCAUUAAAACUGUGAUUACUGGUAAUAAUCUUGGUGCUGGUCUUAAGAAACUUGGUCUUAAGGAUACUAACGAUGCCACUGUUAAGGUGGCUCCUCCUCCUAAUCAUCUUAAGAUCGAAUAUAAGGAUGCUAAUGGUGAUGAUGAAAAAAAGACAGGUUAUAUUAAUAAGUCUGCUAAGGAAAUUGCUAAGGAAAUUGAGGCUACUGCUAAGGAUCCUGCUAAUCCUAAUGCAGAAACUUAUUAUCAGGUUAUUCAUCCUACAACUAAAAUCCGUUACUCAUUUAAACUCGAUACUGAUCAGGCUAAUAAGCUUACUACUAGUGGUGCUACUAUAACUGGUCCUGUUACUGUAGAUUAUGGUCAUAUAUUUGCUGAAGGAUUCGGUAAUCUUGAAGAUAUCAAGGAAUCUAUGGUUUCACCAUUACUGAUUGUCCUCGUUGGUAUGGGUCUGGCUUACGGCUACUAUCUUGAUACUCAAAAAACAGUUAUUACAUUUGAAAAGGACGGUAAGGGUACUGGUAAGGUCUCUGUGAUAUUAAUCCUGCUGAUCUUACUGCUGAUAGUAUUCAAAAAGAAUGAGGAUACUCCUGCUGGUCCUGCUACUAAACCGAAUACUAUUACUCUUAAAACUACUCUUACAGGUCCUAAGAGUGGUACUAUUACUAUUACUGGUAAAACUGUUCCUGCAACUGUUCAUUUUGGUCAUAUAUUUACUGAUAAGUUUGAUACCAGUUCAGUUCUCUGGGAGAUAAUUUCUCCUAAACUUAUUGUUAUUGUCGGUAUUCAUUCCUAUGUAAAUAAGGGUAACUGGGGUUACGAACACAAAAAGUCUUGUAAAUCUAACAAUCCAGAAGGAGGUGAUCCUGAUACUAAUGGUGACUGCACAGAUUGCGGCACCUGUACCUUCGAUAGUCUAAAACUCAAAGAUACUCUAAAUCCCGAUGCUGCUGGAGAUGCUGUUACUCUCACGGGUGGUGGUGAUGGUUUUAAAUCUAGUGCCACAAUCACAGUCACUCGUGGUGAAGGCAGUACUGUUGACUUCACAUCACUCACUCUCUCUGGUGGUGAAAAUCUUAACAUCUCCAUCAACAAAGGAACCAUCAACAACGAUGCUGGUAAUCUCCAAAUCGGUAGUCCUCAACUCACCAAGGAUACAGUUCUAAAACUUAAUGCCACUGGCACUCUAAGUGUUAGUGAUGUUCCUGUUACCCUUACAGGUACGAUAGUGGUCACCUCCAAAGGUGUGGCUAUUGGCACGACUCCACUCCAGUUUGGUGGAGGUCCUGGUGGUCCUGGUGGUGUAACUGGUUCCCUAACACUCGAGAAUGCCGGUAGCAAAACUCAUGUCACAAUCACAACUGGUUCUCUCACAAUCAAUAGUGCUGGUCUCGAAAAGCUUAAGACUGCCACUGGUACUCUUAAGAUUGUCAAAGAUAGUCCCACCGAAUCUAGUGUCAAAUACAAACUGGUUACCUCAGAUACUAUAAUUCUUGGUCUCAGCACACUAAACAAUAUCAAUGCCAGUGCCAAGGUAACUCUCAAAGGCCUUCCAACAUCACAAAUCAAAAUAGCUCCCGGUACCGGUACUAAUGGUAUCAAUGCCUUGAGUAUAUUUGGGACUGAAGUAACAUUCUCCAAGACUGAUGGUAACUUUGGUACUCUCAAAGGUACUAACCUGGAUCUAACUCUAAAUGGAUCUUUCAGUAAUGCCAAAAUUACCAAGGUUGGUGGUGGAGCUCUCAAGAUUGGUGAACAACUCACUAUUGGCACUGUGCUCAAAAUCACAGGUUCUAAUGGUACCGCCCAAAUUAAUGCUAACAUCAGUGUCACCAAUGGUGGUCAACUCGGUAGUGCUACCUCCUAUAAUCUGACUGGCGGCAUCACAGGAACACUCACCAGUCUCAAUGAUGACGCUAGUGUAAGGUCUAUAAGUGGGAAUCUACUGAUAAGUAUUAUGGUUGGCACAGCUCAUGCCAAAAUCAUUAUCGAAGGUGAUACCGCUACUAGCGGUAGUUCUAAUGGUACAUAUACUCUAGCCACUGGUGGAAAUCUGCACGUCACCGGGAUUAACCUCAGUGGUGAUGGUACUGAUCCAUAUGAACUAACGAGUAUUGGAUCUCUCACAGCUAGUCUUAAGCUCAAAACAGGUUCAGUUACAAUCAAACAGAAUACUCUUAUUACACUCAAACUCACAGUUGCUAGCAAUGCCCAACUCACUGUUAAUAGUAGAAGUACUAGUGGUACUCUCAAAGGACCUAAAUAUGGUCGACUUAGUCUGGGUGCCUACAAAGUAACCAAUAAUACUGAUGUUACACUAAAUACUUCUGAAGCUUAA
Molecule: messenger RNA, 2904 nt
Organism: Theileria annulata
Lineage: Eukaryota; Apicomplexa; Aconoidasida; Piroplasmida; Theileriidae
Exons: 4
Coding region: 1-2904 (967 amino acids)
Source: RefSeq, a predicted model, not a curated record